AGAAGUGUAUUGUGCGGUGUGAGGAUUUGGAAGAGUUAAGAACGAAGCAUGCUUUGCGGUUGGAAGAGAGAGAAGUAACUCUGGCAGUGUUGCCAAACGCAGAGAGAAGGCAACAGUUUGGUGAAGAGUGUAGUGUACUGAAAACUGAGGUUUCUGAAGCUCGCAAAAAGGAUUAAUGGAGUGGUCAGCUUGUACGGAUGAAUACGAGAAGCUUGUGAUUCGGAUGAGCACGCCUAGGGUCGUAAUUGACAAUGCCGUGUGCUCCACAGCUACUAUAGUUAAGGUUGAUAGCGCCAGAAAACAUGGGAUUUUGUUGGAUGCAAUACAAGUGCUCGCUGAUUUGGACCUUUUGAUUAAGAAGGCUUACAUUUCCUCCGACGGAAGGUGGUUCAUGGAUGUUUUCCAUGUUACAGACCAAUUAGGAAACAAGUUAACGGAUGAGAGCGUAUUAAAUUAUAUUGAACAGUCACUUGGGAGUAUUCACAAUGGUAAAAUCAACAGCUCCAAUGGUUUCACUGCCCUGGAAUUAACAGGCACGGACCGUGUUGGUAUUCUUUCGGAGGUGUUCGCUGUACUGGCUGAGCUGCAGUGCGAUGUGGUUGAGGCAAAGGUUUGGACUCACAAUGGCAGGAUUGCCUCCCUGAUCUAUGUUAGAGACUGUGAUUCCAGAUCUGCUCUUGAGGACUAUCAGAAGAUUAAUAAGCUUGAAGCACGUUUAAGAAAUGUUUUGAAGGGUGACAAUGACAUUAGGAGUGCAAAAACUUCAAUUUCUAAUUCUGUCAUACACCCGGAAAGAAGGCUACACCAGAUGAUGUUUGCUGACCGUGACUAUGAAAGGAGUCGCAUUUUCAAGUUUACCCCUGAGACACCAUUUGUAUCGGUUCAAAAUUGGGCGGAAAAGGGUUACUCUGUUGUGAAUGUUCAGUGCAAGGAUCGAAUUAAGCUAAUGUUUGAUGUUGUCUGCAAUUUGACAGACAUGGAAUAUGUUGUGUUUCAUGCAACUAUUAACACAAAAGAUGAUCAAGCUUACCUGGAGUUUUAUAUAAGGCAUAAAGAUGGCACUCCAAUUAGUUCAGAACCAGAGCGCCAACGUGUGAUUCAAUGCUUGCAAGCUGCUGUGGAGAGAAGGGCAAAUGAGGGUGUUAGGCUAGAGUUAUAUGCUGAAGACAAGCAGGGCCUUUUAGCAGAGGUUAUGAGAACGUUCAGAGAGAAUGGGAUGAAUGUGAUUAGAACUGAAAUAUCUACCGUUGGGGGUGUGGCUGCAAAUGUUUUCUAUGUAACUGAUGCAAUGGGUUACCCAGCUGACCCAAAAAUAAUAGAAUCUGUUAGGCAGAAAAUUGGGUUAAGCAAUUUAAAAGUGAAGGAGUUGCCUUUAUUACGUCAACAGAAGACAAAGAGCGAAGGAGAUCAACCAGGUGGAGUUGGUGGGGCAGUGUUAUUGUCUCUUGGUAGCCUCGUGAGGAGGAAUCUCUACAAUUUGGGCUUAAUCAAAUCUUGUUCUUAAAGCAGAAAGUGAGGAGGGAAUUUAGAAGGAAGUGGAAGGAAGAUAAUGUUCAACUUUUUAAAUUAGAGCAUAUUAGCUAGUAAUAUUCUUUGCUUCAUGCUUGGGCAUUGUGUACAUAAAAAGUAAAAGUGGAAUUUGGUGAUGGUAGUUGUUCCUAGUUGGUUGGGUUGGGAUUUGGUUGGUGAAAAACAACAGAUAGGUAUACAUGUAGCUGGAGGGGUAUGGGGCCCCACUUUACACCAUUUUAAAUGCUUUGCGUGAGGAAUUAAAGAAUUUGCAUGAGAGAUAGGGCAUUAUAGAAGAAGGUUGUUGUUUACCUUGGUGGGACGGUUGUUGUGAAGUUUGAUGGAAAUAUAGGUAGGGAUUGGAUUCUUGGUGGCACACAGUUUAGGUAGAGGCGGCACAAAGUUUGGUUCAUACAGAAGAAAAAGAAAAAAAAAAUUAUGUAGAAGUCAUUAAAAUUGUGUACAUAACGACGCUUGGAUGAUUAUUGUUAUUAAUUAAAGUGGUUGACUCCAUUAUUUAA
Arachis stenosperma is the source of this 2030-nucleotide messenger RNA. RefSeq names its product ACT domain-containing protein ACR8-like. The coding region runs from base 176 to 1504 and encodes 442 amino acids. The transcript is spliced from 8 exons. NCBI's taxonomy places the organism in Eukaryota, Viridiplantae, Streptophyta, Magnoliopsida, Fabales, Fabaceae. The record is from RefSeq and is a predicted model, not a curated record.